CAUGAAAUACUCCCUUAUCUUGCUUGGGAGGGAAAUCACUUCUAUCAGCGGAGGAGACACAUCUGAAAAGAUUCUGCUGAAGACUUAUUGCAUGACAACUACAUGCAAGAUUCUAGUUUCUUCUUUCACCCGAGACACACAGUUUGAAUAGGUCUACAACGCCAACCUUGGAGAUGUCAGCCAUGGAAAGUCUGAGCCAUAUCACAACCACGGAAGCCCUCAUUGCCACGGCUGUUUUCUGUUUACUUUUUCUGAUGGUCAAGUCCUUCCGGAAUCAGGUUCCUCAUGGCCUGAAGAAGAUCCCUGGGCCAACGGGGUACCCUCUCAUUGGGAACAUGUUGGAGUUGGGGAAGAACCCCCACCUGAGCCUGACACGCAUGAGCAAGAAAUAUGGAGACGUGAUGAUGAUCCAUAUCGGCAGCACACCCGUGUUAGUGCUGAGCGGGCUAGAAACCAUACGGAAAGCCUUGGUGAGGCAAGGAGCUGAGUUCUUGGGACGCCCGGACCUUUACAGCUUCCGUUACGUGACCGAUGGGGAAAGCCUGGCUUUUGGCCACGAUUCGGGAGAAGUGUGGCGCGCCCGGCGGAAAUUGGCCCAGAACGCCUUGAAGUCCUUUGCUGCUUCCCCCAGCCCAGCCUCGCCUUCCAUGUACCUCAUAGAAGAGCAUGUCUCCAAGGAGGUCGACUUCUUGAUCCAGAAGUUACAAGAGGUGAUGCGGGAGAAGAAGGCCCUGGACCCUUUCCGAUACAUUGUGGUCUCCGUGGCCAAUGUCAUCUGCGCCAUGUGUUUUGGUAAACGGUACAGCCACGACAAUCAGGAAUUCCUCAGCAUCAUUGAUGAGAGCGAAAAGUUUGUGGAAGUGGCUGCCGCAGGGAAUCUUGCAGACUUCAUCCCGCUGCUCCAAUAUCUCCCCAUGGGCAGCAUGAAGGUGUUUAAGGAAUUCAAUGAGAAGUUCUCUGCUUUCCUACUCAAGAUGGUCAAGGAACACUAUGAGAGUUUCAGCAAGGAGAGUAUCCGGGACAUCACCGAUUCUCUCAUUGAGCAAAGCCAGGAAAAGUUUCAGUUCUCCUCUAAAAAAAUAGUCAACCUUGUCAACGACCUCUUUGGAGCUGGUUUCGAUACAGUGACCACAACUUUGUCCUGGUCCCUCAUGUACCUUGUCAUUCACCCUGAAAUCCAGAAGAAAAUCCAUGAAGAAAUAGAUGAAGUCAUUGGCAGAGAACGAAAACCCCGGCUGUCGGACCGACCUCUGCUGCCGUAUACAGAAGCUUUCACCAUGGAGGUGUUCCGGCAUUCCUCCCUCCUCCCUUUCACAAUUCCCCACUGCACAGUCAAAGAAACUACCCUCAAUGGUUACUACGUCCCAAAGGACCUCUGUGUCUUUGUCAACCAGUGGCAAGUCAACCACGAUGAGAAUCUUUGGAAGGACCCAACUUCCUUCAACCCAAAGCGCUUCCUUUCUGCUGACGGCAAGGACAUCAACAAGGACGAGAGCGAGAAAGUGCUGACCUUUGGUCUGGGGAAGAGGAGAUGCAUUGGGGAGCAGAUCGCCCGGUGGGAAGUCUUCCUCUUCUUGACCUUUCUGCUCCAAGAGUUGGAAUUCAGUGUCAAGGAAGGCGUGGAAGUGGACAUGACUCCCCGCUAUGGCCUGACCAUGAAGCACAAGCGAUGCCCACAUUUCCAAGUGAAGCAACGGUCCUCAAAGAAUGCCUGCUAGGGAAUGGCCAAGACGAGCCAAUAAAAUGCAUUCAACUGUUCAUGCAAUGAUCUAUGCAUACGUAAACAUACACCCAGAUACACCACAUUUCUCGGUUAAGGACUGGAAAAAUCUUUCCUUGAUAGUGGGUUGUUGUGGGUUUUUUUGGGCUAAAUGGCCAUAUUCUAGAGACAUUCUCUCCUGACGUUUCGCCUGCAUCUAUGGCAAGCAUCCUCAGAGGUAGUGAGGUAUGUUGUAACUAGGAAAAUGGGUUUAUAUAUCUGAGGAAUGACUAGGGUGGGACAAAGAACUCUUGUCUUUUAGAGCUAGGUGUGAAUGUUUCAACGGACCACCUUGAUUAGCAUUUGAUGGCUUGGCAGUGCUUGGGGCAAUCUUUUGUUGAGAGGUGAUUAGAUGUCCCAGAUUGUUUCCUCUCUGUUGUUUUGCUGUUGUAAUUUUAACAGACCUCACAACCUCUGAGGAUGCUUGCCAUAGAUGCAGGCGAAACAUCAGGAGAGAAUGCCUCUAGAACAUGGCCGUAUAGCUCGAAAAAACCUACAACAACCCAGUGAUUCCGGCCAUGAAAAACUUUGACAAUACUUUCCUUGCUAAGUGCAUCUGCCAUGUUUCCAGGCUCAAAUAAAUUAAUGGGAACAUCAACUACUCUUCUGUAAUGAUCCAAACAUAAUUGCUGUAGCUCUAUGGUCAAGUCCCAAAGUACACAUUUACGAGGUGAGGGGCAUUCAUUAAAUAUUUCCCCUGACCCACUUCUAUUUAUUACAGGAUGCUGAAACCGCACAUGUGUCAUGGUAUCAAUCUCUAUAGGUUUCGUGCCAAUUGACAACUCAGAACGGUCUUGAUGUGACAGGUGUCGAAGUGGGGUGAGGUUUGAGAAUGGACCCAGCGGAAGACAGAGCAGUCACCAAGUUCCUUGACUUGAAAGGCUCACACCAAAGGAAGCAUCCGAUGGAAUGAAAGAGGUUUCUGGUGAAGAUUCCCCAUCAUAUGAUGGGGUCAAGAACUGGCAUCGUCCAUUCCAAUGUGGUCAGACUUUGGUUCAAACAGCUCCCAUUCCAAGGUGACCCCACUCUGUUAUUGAUGAACACACCACCCAGCAAGUUGAGGUCACCAUUUUGGAAAAUUGCCAUGUAACCAUUCUCCACCUAGCCCAAAAUAUCAAGAGGAGUGUGGGGUCCAUGGAAAAAAUCACCCAAGACCAUUUCCCCAUGCAUAAGAUAUCCACUCACUGGGUCCCUUGGCUGGUCAAACCUCUCCAGAAGCAGGAAGGAGUUGAAUGCACUCAAGUAUUUUAGAGUUUUAAAUCUCUUGACCCUUAGACCUGAUUUGUUUGUGCGGGGCUGUGUCCCUCUUUCCAUGAGCUGGCAUUGACCGUAAUAAAGUGAACUUGAACGUGAA
This is a messenger RNA of Anolis sagrei ordinatus, 3113 nucleotides long. Its product is annotated as cytochrome P450 1A5-like. Gene Ontology annotation, molecular function: heme binding; steroid 17-alpha-monooxygenase activity; iron ion binding. Gene Ontology annotation, biological process: progesterone metabolic process; hormone biosynthetic process. The record is from RefSeq and is a predicted model, not a curated record. Lineage: Eukaryota; Metazoa; Chordata; Lepidosauria; Squamata; Anolidae.